AUGAAGAACCCCAAAUCCAGCAUCUCCUUCACCUCCAAACCCGUCGACGGCGCAGAAUCAUCUGGCUCCGCACCCUACGAUGGCAUCCACAAAGGCCACCAGGGCGGCAACGACGCCCACCUCCGCACAAUCGGCGGCGGAGCAAAGCUGAGCAAGCAGUACGGACCCGUGGACAAGCUGGAUCGCUACCUCUCCUCGAAACCGAUCAUCUCCUUUGGCCUGACGCUGCAAGCCUCGUGGGAAGCUGUAGCAAUCUCCUUCCAGUCGACACUUCUCAACGGCGGGCCAUCGACGCUGGUGUACGGUAUGCUGUUGAGUACGUUCGGCUCGAGCGCGAUGGCUGCGACGCUGGGUGAGAUGGCUUCGAUCAAUCCUUCCGUUGGCGCGCAGUACCGGUGGACUGCUAUGCUGGCACCGAAAGGGUCAAACCCAAGGUUCUUGGGCUACCUGCAAGGCUGGCUUACGGUGUUCGCAUACAACGCUGCAUGCGCUCUCAACCCCUUCCUCAUGGCGCUCAUAAUACAAGGCUGUAUCAUCCUCUGCGAUGAGACGUACAUUCCUGCGGCAUGGCAUACCACUCUUCUCGCAUACGCCUCAAUGGGCAUACCUGUACUCUGCAACAUCUACGCCCGCCGACUGAUUGCGCCUUUGGAAAUCGUUGCGGCUAUUCUCCACGUCCUGCUGCUGAUCGUUUUCGUCGUCGUCCUCACCACGAUGGCUCGGAGAAGUACCGCGGACUUUGCCUUCAACACCUCGUUCUUCGGCAUCUCUGGCUGGGAGAGCCAAGGCAUACAGUGGUCCGUCGGUCUGCUGGCAGUCAUCUUUCCACUUGGAGCCUACGAUUCGUUGCUUCACAUGGCGGAUGAAACGAAGAAUGCCGAGCGAACCGUACCACAGGCUAUGUGGAUGUUCACUGCGCUUUCGGGCGUGGUCGGCUUCAUCUUCGUCAUUGUGCUCAUGUUCUGCCUUGGGGAUGUCGACAAGGUGUCGAACACACCUACAGGCCUGCCCAUCAUCGAAACACUGUAUGAAGCCACCGGCUCCAAAGCCGGGACCGUCUUCAUGAUGCUGUGCAUCUAUGUGAUCAUCGGCGCCUCACAGUUCAACAUCCUCGCUUCCGUCUCGCGACUUGCAUGGGCCUUCGCAAAAGACGGCGGCCUCCCCUUCAGCCACAUCUUCGCCCGUGUCCACCCCACCCUCCGCAUCCCCGUCAACGCCGUCAUCCUCACAACAACCGUCUGCCUCUUGAUCAACAUCAUCCCCAUCGGCUCGACGACAGCUUUUUACGCGCUCACCUCGCUGUCAACGCUGGCGCUGUAUUUCAGCUAUUGCGUGCCUGCGACCUUGAUCUUGAUCCGCAAACUACAGCGUACGUUCCCCGCGUACGGGCCUUGGAAGAUCCAGGGAGGAUAUUGGACUGGGUUGGCUGUGAAUAUCUUCGCGUUUUCGUGGGGCUGGUAUUGCGUGUUUUGCCUGUCCAUGCCAACGUUUAUGCCGGUGACGGCGGCGAAUUUGAACUGGGCCGGUCCUAUCUUGCUGGGUGUGAUCUGUAUCGCCAUUGGGUCGUGGUUUGGUGGUGGCCACCGCAACUUUGUCCUACCCAAGGACGGCGUGGACCAGAAGGAGGGCAUCGAUUGA
Messenger RNA from Saxophila tyrrhenica, 1638 nucleotides. RefSeq lists its product as uncharacterized. The transcript has 4 exons. Lineage: Eukaryota; Fungi; Ascomycota; Dothideomycetes; Mycosphaerellales; Extremaceae. The record is from RefSeq and is a predicted model, not a curated record. Gene Ontology annotation, cellular component: membrane. Gene Ontology annotation, molecular function: transmembrane transporter activity. The coding region runs from base 1 to 1638 and encodes 545 amino acids. Gene Ontology annotation, biological process: transmembrane transport.